Molecule: messenger RNA, 531 nt
Organism: Closterium sp. Naga37s-1
Lineage: Eukaryota; Viridiplantae; Streptophyta; Zygnematophyceae; Desmidiales; Closteriaceae
Source: the annotation of a GenBank genome assembly
AUGAAGACGGGCGGCACGUUUCAGGAGAUCGUGGCGGUGGCGGUGUCGCUGGGGGGCCUGUGGGCGCUGCUCCUGGCGCAGCAGUUCCCGCCCGCCGUGAACCAAGUCCUCCUCAUCGUACGACGCCACCCCGCUCCCCGCAUCCCCGCCGCACCACAUGCCUCCGCCCUUCUCCUGCCGGUGUACGCGUUUGUGACGCUGGGGUGCUACGCGGUGGGCGCGCUGGGGUACGGGCUCAUGCGCUUCCCCACCUGCCCGCACGAGGGCGCGCUGCUGCGCCAGGUGACUUUGGCGGGUGUGACUGUAGCGAGGGCUGUUGUGUGGCUGCAGUGUAGUGAUUGUGGUGGGGGCUGUUGUGUAGCAGGACUGGUGGUGUAUGGGCAAUGGCAGGGACAUGAGGGGAUGGCGCACAGUGACAAGGAUGGCAGGGCGACCUCAGUGCUUUGGAAUCAGCACACGUGCGGUGGGAGGGAGGGGCGUAAGGGCGUCAUGCUCAUAUCGAUACCGACUGCUGCUACUGCUUACAUCUGA